CCGCUUAGAUAAUAUAAAUAUUAAAUAAUACGCUGCAUUCGGCUGAAAUCGGUCAGAUGUUAUUUUUUUACUUUGUUUACCGAUGUUUGUUAUCAUUUUAUCAGCCUGACAACCCAGCCAGUCUUCACUCUUCAAUACUUCGUCAUUCAUGGAUAUAAUUUUUAAUGAAUUUAGAUUUACUCUUUUUAUUCAUUAUUCAUAGUUGUAUUCACUCCUAGAAUUAUUCUUCUUAAUUGUAGUAUCUUCAUUUAUAUAUAUUUAUUUACAUUAUUUGAAAUCUGUAUAUAAUAUUUAUAUUUUACACUCGAAUGUCUCAGUAAAUCAUGUUUAAUAGUUCAACAGCUGUAAGUACAGUAAUGGGGCUGAUGUCUCAUUUAACUGCUUCUGAUCUCAAAGAAAUACUAAAUGACGAUAGUAAGUUUGAAGUGUAUGCUAAAGAACUAAAACCGAACAUAGAAAUAGAUACCCAAAAAGAAAUGUUAAUAGCAAGUAACCAAUCCUUGGCUGAAUUUAAUCUUACUAAAGAACCAGAGUUAGUUAGUGGUAAAGAAAGAUUAUGUGAAAUGUACGAGGAAGCAGAAAAACUAUAUAAAAGUGUUACAGAGAAAGUAAAUACUUUAAAACAACACAAAGGUAGUAUGACCUCAGAAACUAUAUUAGCCUUGUUGCAAACUGCUUCUUGUGAAACUGAAGAAGAAUCAGAUAAAUUGGCUGAAAAAUUUUUAAGUGGCAACACUGAUUUAGAAGGCUUUUUAGAAGAGUUCUUGAAGCGGCGUAAGGAUAUGCAUAUGCGUAAGGCUAAAGCAGAUAAAAUGUCUGAAUUGCUAAGUAGACGUAAUAAUUCCUUCAGACCACCAAUCAAUAACAUUCAACAAUCAACAGCAGGAUAUCCACAACCUGGAUACCCCAAUUCAUUUUAUUUCCAACCUACUUCAAUGCCAUAUCCAAAUGUACCCAUUAAUAUGCCUAUGCCAGGCAAUCAAUUUAUGAACAGACAAUUUUAAUACAAAAUAUAUUAAUUAUAUAUAAAACAAUAAUGUUACAUUUAUUAUUUUUAUUAUUAAAAUAUACAUUUAUAAAUUUGAAUUAUGUAUAUAGAACAAAAUACAAUUAUUAGAAUGUUAUU
Messenger RNA from Acyrthosiphon pisum (pea aphid), 1126 nucleotides. RefSeq names its product vacuolar protein sorting 37B (gene Vps37B). Gene Ontology annotation, cellular component: ESCRT I complex. Lineage: Eukaryota; Metazoa; Arthropoda; Insecta; Hemiptera; Aphididae. Gene Ontology annotation, biological process: ubiquitin-dependent protein catabolic process via the multivesicular body sorting pathway; protein targeting to vacuole; protein targeting to membrane. Bases 324 to 1004 code for a protein of 226 amino acids. The transcript is spliced from 4 exons. The record is from RefSeq and is a predicted model, not a curated record.